This is a messenger RNA of Galendromus occidentalis (western predatory mite), 861 nucleotides long. RefSeq lists its product as uncharacterized. The coding region runs from base 1 to 861 and encodes 286 amino acids. The record is from RefSeq and is a predicted model, not a curated record. The transcript has a single exon. NCBI's taxonomy places the organism in Eukaryota, Metazoa, Arthropoda, Arachnida, Mesostigmata, Phytoseiidae.
AUGCCGCUGAAGAAGUGGUCAACCAACGAACCGGAACUCGGCCUCUACAUUAAGGAUACCUCACCGGUCAAGGACCCAUCCAUUUCCUGCAAUCUUCCAUCCAUCGGAAUCCCAUGGAAUCAGUCUGCGGACACCCUGUCAGUCCCAGUGUCGAAAGCAGUCAAGGAACUCGAACCCGGAUCACCUUCUAAGAGAAAACUACUUAGAGGGUUAGCUCAAAUAUUCGACCCACUGGGGAUAAUGGGACCCAUGACUAUAAACUCCAACAUAUUGCUGCAGAAACUCUGGAAGCAGAAACUAGGUUGGGACUCACCUCUGGAAGGAAACCUAUCGGAAUUCACCGACUUCAGAGACCUACUCACCCAGGGCGAGGUGUCCAUCAAAAGACAUUUCCUAUCGCCGAUCCUUCCGAAGCCGCGGAGACAACUACACAUAUUCUCAGACGCGAGCCUCGCUGCUUACGGAUGCGUCAUUUAUCUUUGGGAAAUCUUCAAUGAAAACACGAUAAAAACGCAUUUCAUGAUAGCAAAGGCAAAAGUGAGUCCGGUCAGGCCGACUACCAUCCAUCGACUUGAACUACUCGGAGCUCUCCUCGCAGCUAGGCUAACCAAUUCGCUACUCAACCUCAUGGACGUCGAGACGGAUUCCAUCCACCCUUACACAGAUAACUCAAGUGUACUGGGCUGGGUUAAAUCCAAGCCAGAGAGAUGGAAACCCUACGUCGCAAACAGAAUCCGCCGGUCAGGCCGACUGGAAAUACGUGAAAUCAGAAGAAAACCCGGCGGAUCUCAUCUCUCGUGGCGCGAACAUCUCGACGGGUCACAACAAAACAUUGUGGCUAGAGGGACCACAUUGGCUUAG